Molecule: messenger RNA, 742 nt
Organism: Raphanus sativus (radish)
Lineage: Eukaryota; Viridiplantae; Streptophyta; Magnoliopsida; Brassicales; Brassicaceae
Product: non-specific lipid transfer protein GPI-anchored 26-like
Exons: 3
Coding region: 83-544 (153 amino acids)
Source: RefSeq, a predicted model, not a curated record
UCCAACACAAACCAUUAAACUCAGCAACUAAUAAACAAUUAAACAAAUUCUUUAAGAGAUUCAGAACACCACAAGAAAACACAUGAAACAUGGAAUGUGUUCACUGCUGCUGCUUACAGUUUCAGUGGCAGUGAUAUGGUCCACAACGACGGUUUCUGCUCAAUCUGACUGCACAAAUGUUCUUAUAAGCAUGGUGCUGUGUCUUGGCUACAUCACUGGGAACUCUUCUACUCCUUCCCAGCAAUGUUGCAAUCAGUUAGCUAAUGCUGUCAGGUCGUCUCCUGAGUGUUUGUGUGAGGUUCCCAAAGGUGGAGGUUCCCAGUUUGGGAUCAAUGUUAAUCAAACACAAGCUCUUGCUUUGCCUAAAGCUUGUAAUGUUGAAACUCCUCCUGCAAGUAGCUGCAAUGUUAAUUCGCAUGCAGAAUCAUCAAACACAUCAGGUUCAAGAGUUGGGUCGUCGUCUGAUGGGAAUUCUAUCAAGCUCUCAUUCCCUCUUCUCGCCAUCCUAUCCACAGCUUCCUACAUUAUAUGCUCAAAAUACUGACCUUUUUCGUUAGAAACCACAAAGCUUUUGGCCUCUUAAUUUGAUAGGCAUAUUCUUUACUAGUCUCUAUUGAACAUGAAGAGUGUAGUGUGGUGUUGUGUUAUGUAUUUUGUGCUUUAUAAAUCCCUACUUUCUGAGUGAUAUCGAUAAAUAGUGUGUUGUAUCUACGGCCUUUAGGCAAUAAACAUUACUUUCUAG